CCUUUACCAGGUUUUCAUCAACUACAAAGAGAGGUUGUUGCCGUAUGGGCGGUACUGCAGUCAGGUGGAAGCAGCUACUAAACACCUGGACAAGAUGUCCGCCAUGAAGGAAGGAGUUAAGAUGAAACUAGAGGAGUGCUCUAAGAGGGCUAACAGUGGCAGGUUCUCUCUGCGUGAUCUACUCAUGGUUCCCAUGCAGAGAGUCCUCAAAUACCACCUACUGCUCCAGGAGCUGGUGAAACACACCUCCAGCAAUACAGAGAAAGAGAACCUUCGGACGGCUCUAGACGCCAUGAGAGACCUGGCUCAGUGUGUGAACGAGGUAAAGAGAGACAACGAGAUCAUCAAACAGAUCACCACCUUCCAGUUGUCUAUAGAGAACAUGACUCAGUCUCUGGCUCUGUACGGCGACCCAAGAUAG
Oncorhynchus kisutch (coho salmon) is the source of this 421-nucleotide messenger RNA. Its product is annotated as proto-oncogene vav-like. The transcript is spliced from 5 exons. The record is from RefSeq and is a predicted model, not a curated record. Gene Ontology annotation, molecular function: guanyl-nucleotide exchange factor activity. The coding region runs from base 95 to 421 and encodes 108 amino acids. NCBI's taxonomy places the organism in Eukaryota, Metazoa, Chordata, Actinopteri, Salmoniformes, Salmonidae. Gene Ontology annotation, biological process: intracellular signal transduction; regulation of GTPase activity; cell migration. Gene Ontology annotation, cellular component: cytoplasm.